UGUUUUCUGUUUACAAGCCUGAAGAUGGCUGCUGCCUCCUCCUGCAGCGUGGAAGAGGAUGAAAGCCUGAAGGGAUGUGAACUCUAUGUCCAGAAGCACAACAUCCAACAGAUUUUAAAAGAGUGCAUUGUAAACCUUUGCAUAGCAAAGCCAGACCGACCCAUGAAGUUCCUCAGAGAACACUUUGAAAAAUUAGAAAAGGAAGAAUGCAAACAAAUACUGGCUCGGCAGAAAUCCAGUUCCCAGUCUGAUUCUCAUGACGAUGAGAUUUCUCCUCCUCCUCCCAACCCAGUGGUAAAAGCCCGACGCAGGAGAGGGGGGGUCAGUGCAGAAGUGUACACUGAGGAAGAUGCUGUUUCUUACGUCAGAAAGGUUAUUCCAAAGGACUAUAAAACUAUGACUGCUCUGGCAAAGGCCAUCUCCAAGAAUGUGCUCUUUGCUCACCUCGAUGACAAUGAACGAAGUGACAUAUUCGAUGCCAUGUUCCCCGUCACACACAUUGCAGGAGAAACAGUCAUACAACAGGGUGAUGAAGGAGACAACUUUUAUGUGAUUGACCAAGGCGAGGUGGACGUUUAUGUCAAUGGGGAGUGGGUCACCAGCAUCGGAGAAGGAGGCAGCUUUGGGGAGCUGGCAUUGAUCUAUGGAACACCCCGGGCUGCCACUGUCAAGGCCAAGACAGAUCUCAAGCUCUGGGGCAUCGACAGAGACAGCUACAGACGCAUUUUAAUGGGCAGCACACUGAGAAAGCGCAAGAUGUAUGAAGAGUUCCUGAGCAAGGUCUCCAUUUUGGAGUCCCUGGACAAAUGGGAGCGGCUGACAGUGGCUGAUGCACUGGAACCUGUCCAGUUUGAAGAUGGAGAGAAAAUUGUGGUGCAGGGAGAGCCUGGUGAUGAUUUCUUCAUUAUUACAGAGGGCACAGCUUCUGUCCUGCAGCGCAGGUCUGACAACGAGGAGUACGUUGAAGUUGGAAGACUUGGUCCAUCAGAUUAUUUUGGUGAGAUAGCCUUACUGCUCAAUCGGCCCCGGGCUGCCACCGUGGUGGCACGUGGACCCCUGAAGUGUGUGAAGCUGGAUCGGCCCCGCUUUGAACGAGUGCUGGGUCCUUGCUCUGAAAUCCUCAAGAGAAACAUUCAGAGAUACAACAGUUUCAUUUCCAUCAGCGUCUAAAAUGAUCCUUCUGGAAAGCUGCCUUCGUGUGACCUUGUGCACUUAAAUUUGCUCUGUGCAGCUCUGUAGUUUCAUGAAGAAAAAAAAAUAAAAGAUGUGCAUCUUAUGGGUAUUUUUUUCUGUUUAUGUCACGUACUGGAUGUCAGUUCAAAUCUCAUAUACCAUGCAAGAAGGAAGACAACUGUUUGGAUAAGACUGGCUUUGGGGAAGAUUAGCCUCUUGGCUUGCAGGCGAGAUUUUUACCUCUUGUUGGAUCAUAUAGGUUAAAACUGUGUUUUUAACUAUUUAAAAUUAACAUGAAUUUGUAUUUCUCUUAUGAUCUUUGUAGCUGGUCUUAUUCCUCUUUUGCCAAGCUUCUUUGAUC
Molecule: messenger RNA, 1534 nt
Organism: Chaetura pelagica (chimney swift)
Lineage: Eukaryota; Metazoa; Chordata; Aves; Apodiformes; Apodidae
Gene: PRKAR1B
Product: protein kinase, cAMP-dependent, regulatory, type I, beta
Exons: 10
Coding region: 25-1170 (381 amino acids)
Biological process (GO): regulation of protein phosphorylation
Cellular component (GO): cAMP-dependent protein kinase complex
Molecular function (GO): cAMP-dependent protein kinase regulator activity
Source: RefSeq, a predicted model, not a curated record